CGGCCCGGGAGUAGGAAGGAGCUGGGGCUGCAGCCGGAGUAGAGCGGCUGCCAGCCGAGGAGCAGGCGCGGCCGCGGCGCCAUAUUGCGGCCCUAAGCGGCCGCGACCGAGUCAUGGCCGAAACCUACGGCGGAACCUGCGUAGAUGAGGCUGGACUGUGUGAAUGGCAGAGGUCGAGUUUAAUGGACUAUGGGAUUCCUGAAGGGAUGCUGCGGACCCUGGGAUUGCUUUGGCUUGAGAGACUUCCUCUUCAAAUUCCUGGUGAUUGGAAGUGCAGGAACUGGCAAAUCAUGUCUCCUUCAUCAGUUCAUUGAAAAUAAAUUCAAACAGGACUCCAACCACACGAUCGGCGUGGAGUUCGGAUCUCGGGUAGUCAACGUGGGUGGGAAGACUGUGAAACUACAGAUUUGGGACACAGCUGGCCAGGAACGGUUUCGGUCGGUGACGCGGAGUUACUACCGAGGGGCGGCUGGAGCCCUGCUGGUGUACGACAUCACCAGCCGGGAGACUUACAACUCACUGGCUGCCUGGCUGACGGACGCCCGCACGCUGGCCAGCCCCAACAUCGUAGUCAUCCUCUGUGGCAACAAGAAGGACCUGGACCCUGAGCGUGAGGUCACUUUCCUGGAGGCCUCCCGCUUUGCCCAGGAGAACGAGCUAAUGUUCCUGGAAACUAGCGCUCUCACUGGGGAGAACGUGGAGGAGGCUUUCCUGAAGUGUGCCCGCACCAUCUUGAACAAGAUCGAUUCAGGCGAGCUCGACCCUGAGAGGAUGGGCUCAGGCAUUCAGUAUGGUGACGCUUCCCUCCGCCAGCUGCGGCAGCCUCGGAGUGCCCAGGCUGUGGCCCCUCAGCCCUGUGGCUGCUGAGACCUGCAGUGCCAGCUCACCUGUUCUCCAGGACCAGCCCUGCCCUUCCGGCUGGGGCCCAGACCCAGGCCCCGGGAGACCAAGCCCCUCACCUGCCCUGGCUCCCUGAGAAGCUGCCCUGCCACCUGUCCCCCUUCCCUGGCCUGGUGGGGCCUGGCUGAGGGGCAAGACUGAGCCACGGGGGAAAGGGAAAUCCAUACCUGCUGCUGCUUCCUCUGUCUUGGCUAACCCCUGUUCCUCCUGAACCUCUAGCCAUUCAUUCUCUAAGAGUUCCCAAAACCUGAGACCAGGGCCAUUUGGCCCCAGCUCCCCUGGCCCUGCCAUUGUGAGUACGAGUUAUUUAUUACCUGGAG
Messenger RNA from Pteropus alecto (black flying fox), 1220 nucleotides. RefSeq names its product RAB4B, member RAS oncogene family (gene RAB4B). Bases 190 to 867 code for a protein of 225 amino acids. NCBI's taxonomy places the organism in Eukaryota, Metazoa, Chordata, Mammalia, Chiroptera, Pteropodidae. Gene Ontology annotation, biological process: regulation of endocytosis; Rab protein signal transduction. Gene Ontology annotation, cellular component: endosome. The transcript has 9 exons. Gene Ontology annotation, molecular function: GTPase activity; GTP binding. The record is from RefSeq and is a predicted model, not a curated record.